This is a messenger RNA of Schistocerca nitens (vagrant locust), 1305 nucleotides long. Its product is annotated as ankyrin-3-like. Gene Ontology annotation, molecular function: transcription cis-regulatory region binding; serine-type endopeptidase activity; protein binding. Bases 1 to 1305 code for a protein of 434 amino acids. Gene Ontology annotation, biological process: positive regulation of transcription by RNA polymerase II; proteolysis. The transcript has 7 exons. Gene Ontology annotation, cellular component: nucleus. Lineage: Eukaryota; Metazoa; Arthropoda; Insecta; Orthoptera; Acrididae. The record is from RefSeq and is a predicted model, not a curated record.
AUGACGGAGAACGAUGAUACCACCAUCUGGACCGCCGAAGCCACCUGGGCCAGGGCACAUCCAGAAUUCAACGCGUUUGGGAAAUCAAUCAAUGAUGUGGCUGUUAUCUUCCUGCCUAAGGAUGCUCCUUUGAGCAUGCGAUCACCUGCAGACCUUCUGCAAUGGACCCAGGUGAAGGUUAUUCCCAAUAACGUAUGCGAGCAGUUCUUCGACACUGGCAACGUUGUUGAAAGUACACUGUGUGCCAUUGGAGAGCACACGGGUGGCUGCUCUGGCGACAGCGGUAGUGCACUUGUUAUCAAAACGAAAGACGGUUUCAAGCAGAUCGGCGUGGUCAGCUUUGGGUCCGAGGACUGCGACACAGCUAAACCCUCCGCUUACGCCAGAAUCCCUGAUGCAGACGUCGCAGUGUCUGAUGCAUCUGAGGAGCAAAAGCAGCAGGAGAUACAAGUGUCUGGGGGGGCCGCAGCGGCCGCAGCUGUGCUCCAAGUCAGGCGCUCCUCUGACAGCCUCAGGCAGGCCGUAGUUGACUUCGUAAAGGCUCACCUGCUCCACGUGAUGGGAGGGACUCUGCACAGCCAGCGUGAAGAUCAGGCGGAAGUGAGCCGCCUGCUGUCUAAUCCGUCAGCAAAAACCAGACCCUUAGCAAUACUGCCCCCUGGCCUCCACGUGGACACACUUUGCCAUGCAUUGUCCCUGUGUGCAGCUCGCCAGCUACUGCCGACAGCCGGACGACCCCCACCACUCAGCCGCUCAGCGACCACACCUGGAGUCCCGACGCAGCCGCACCGACCCCCACCUGACAGCGUUGACAUCGCUCUCCUGCGGACAUUAUCUGAAGAGGAGAAGGGCAGGAGGCUGAUCCAGGCAGCUGAGCAGGGGUCAUUGGAAGAGCUGCAGGCACUGCUGGCGGCCGGAGUGAACGUGGGGGCGAGUGACAUGAACGAGUGGACCCCCCUGCAUUGGGCAGGUAUCAAGGGAUACGAGGAGAUGGCGAGGCGCCUGCGGGCGGCAGGUGCGGACGUGGGGACGAGGGACAAGUUCCAGCAGACGCCGCUGCACUUGGCUGCGUGGGGCGGCAGCCCGGCUGUCGUCAGGCUGCUGGCGGCGUCCUCCGCCGACCCCGACGCCAGGGAUGUGGACGGGUGGACGCCGUUGCACUCUGCAGCGUUCAAUGACGAGACGGAAGCGGCGACGGCGCUGCUGGAGGCAGGGGCCGACAGGGGGGCCGUAGAUAACAACGGGAAAACCCCACUGGACAUCGCCAGACAGUACAACCAGCAGCACGUGAUAGACGUGCUGUGA